Malassezia vespertilionis is the source of this 1398-nucleotide messenger RNA. It is a transcript of the gene ESA1, whose product is annotated as histone acetyltransferase. The record is from RefSeq and is a predicted model, not a curated record. NCBI's taxonomy places the organism in Eukaryota, Fungi, Basidiomycota, Malasseziomycetes, Malasseziales, Malasseziaceae. Gene Ontology annotation, biological process: regulation of DNA-templated transcription. The transcript has a single exon. Gene Ontology annotation, molecular function: histone acetyltransferase activity. The coding region runs from base 1 to 1398 and encodes 465 amino acids.
AUGGCGCCGAAAGCGAAUACCGCGGGCGAUGCGGAGCCGCCCAAGAUUAGUGCGGGCGGCACGUAUACGCUAGAGCAAAUCACGGUAGGUGCAAGGGUGUACGUGGAAAAGACGAACCCCGACAAUGGCGAUGUCGAGCAGCGGCAGGCCGAGGUGCUGUCGAUACGCGAAAAGCGGCAAAACAGGCUGCAUCUCCUGCAGAAAAUGCAAGAAAAAGGGGAGGAGCUAGAGGAGGAUGCACCAGAGAUUGAUUUUUAUGUACAUUACUGCGAAUUUAACAAGCGCCUGGACGAGUGGGUGUCUUCAGCACGUAUUCUUCUCUCGCGUGACAUGCAAUGGCCCAAGCCGCCAGAACCGUCUGCGGCGACAAAGCAGACGAAGCGCAAAGUCGUGCAGGGCGUGCGGUCUAUUCCGGGGGUGCAGAACAGUGCCGCAGCGGAUGGCGAGAUGCAGGACGAGAAGGUGGAAGAGUCGUUCAGCAAAGAGAAGGAAGUGGAGAAGCUGCGCACUUCGGGCUCCAUGACGCAAUGCUCGAACGAAGUGUCGCGCGUGAAAAACUUGAAUAUGAUCCAGAUGGGGAAGCACCAGGUGGAGUCGUGGUAUUUUAGCCCGUACCCAGUCGAGUAUGCGCACUCAGAGUGUUUGUACCUGUGCGAGAUGUGCCUCUCCUACUUUCCCUCCGAGUACUUGCUGAGCAGGCACCGGCGCAAAUGUGCGAUGCUGUACCCUCCAGGCAACGAGAUCUAUCGCAGCGAGGAUAUCAGCUUCUUUGAGAUCGAUGGGCGGCGGCAAAAGACGUGGUGCCGCAAUCUGUGCCUCUUGAGCAAAUGCUUUUUGGACCACAAGACACUCUACUACGAUGUGGAUCCAUUUAUGUACUAUGUCAUGUGCCAACGAGACAAUGCGGGGUGCCACAUGAUCGGGUACUUUUCCAAGGAGAAAGAAAGCGCCGAGGGGUAUAAUGUCGCUUGCAUUUUGACCUUGCCACAGCACCAACGCAGCGGGUUUGGACGCUUGCUGAUCGAGUUUUCCUACGAACUUUCAAAGCGCGAGGGCAAGCUGGGAAGUCCAGAGAAGCCGCUUUCGGAUCUGGGACUGCUGGGCUACCGCGCAUACUGGACAGAGACAAUUGUGGAUCUGCUGCUUAAGACGGAGGACGAGAUCAGCAUUGACGAUAUCGCAAGCAAGACGUCUAUUUUGCACGCAGAUGUUCUGCAGACGCUGCAAGCACUGAAUAUGCUGAAGCAGUACCAGGGGAAACACUACCUCGUACUUUCGGACGCGGUGAUGGAGAAGCACGAACGCCAGACGAAAAAGAAACGUCGGCGAAUCCAGCCGGAGCAGCUAAAUUGGAAACCGCCCGUGUUUACGCGCGAUCAGCUCCGGUUUGGCUGGUAG